AGUUGCAGAGAAUAAAGAUAUUGACCUGCCGGACAUCACCUUAGUGGAAUUGCUAGCAACUUCACUCAGUAACCCCUGCCCAAAUGGCAGUCACCAUGGGGUUUGUGAAGGAGAAUGCCAGCUCUGCUUCCACCAACUUCCUUUCCAUGUUUAGUCCCCAAGAAGACCAAGCUUCUCCCUUUUCAUUCAACUCCAGUUACAGUGAUUAUGAUAUGCCCCUGGAUGAAGAUGAAGAUGUGACCAAUUCUCGGACUUUCUUUGCUGCCAAGAUUGUCAUUGGUGUGGCGCUGGUGGGCAUCAUGCUCAUCUGUGGCAUUGGCAACUUCAUCUUCAUUGCUGCCCUGGCCCGCUACAAAAAGCUGCGCAACCUCACCAAUGUGCUCAUCGCCAACUUGGCCAUCUCUGACUUCUUGGUGGCCAUUGUCUGCUGCCCCUUUGAGAUGGAUUACUAUGUGGUGCGCCAGCUCUCCUGGAAGCAUGGCCACAUCCUGUGUGCCUCCAUCAACUACCUGCGUACUGUUUCCCUCUAUGUCUCUACAAAUGCCCUGCUGGCCAUUGCCAUUGACAGAUACCUUGCCAUUGUCCACCCACUGAGACCUCGGAUGAAAUAUCAAACAGCCACUGGCCUGAUCGCCUUGGUGUGGAUGGUGUCAAUACUGAUCGCCAUCCCUCCAGCCUACUUCACAACAGAAACAGUUCUCAUCAUUGUCAAGGACCAGGAGAAGAUCUUCUGUGGUCAAAUCUGGCCAGUUGACCAGCAGAUCUACUACAAGUCCUACUUUCUCUUCAUAUUUGGCAUUGAGUUUUUGGGCCCAGUGGUUACCAUGACACUGUGCUAUGCCAGGAUCUCUCAGGAACUCUGGUUCAAGGCAGUCCCUGGUUUCCAGACUGAGCAGAUCCGGAAGCGCCUUCGCUGUCGCCGAAAGACAGUCCUGGUACUCAUGUGCAUCCUGAUGGCAUAUGUAAUAUGCUGGGCUCCCUUCUAUGGUUUCACCAUCGUUCGUGACUUUUUCCCCACCGUGUUCGUGAAGGAGAAGCACUUCCUUACAGCUUUCUACAUCGUAGAGUGCAUCGCUAUGAGCAACAGCAUGAUCAACACUUUAUGCUUUGUCACAGUCAAGAAUAACACCAUCAAGUAUUUCAAGAAGAUUGUGCUGCUUCACUGGCAAUCUUCUUACAAGGGCAGUAAAUCCAGUGCAGAUCUUGAUCUCAAAACCACCGGGGCACCUGCCACUGAAGAGGUGGAUUGCAUCAAAUUGAAAUAA
This is a messenger RNA of Suncus etruscus (white-toothed pygmy shrew), 1265 nucleotides long. RefSeq names its product prokineticin receptor 1 (gene PROKR1). The record is from RefSeq and is a predicted model, not a curated record. Lineage: Eukaryota; Metazoa; Chordata; Mammalia; Eulipotyphla; Soricidae. The transcript is spliced from 2 exons. Gene Ontology annotation, cellular component: membrane. Gene Ontology annotation, molecular function: neuropeptide Y receptor activity. The coding region runs from base 84 to 1265 and encodes 393 amino acids. Gene Ontology annotation, biological process: neuropeptide signaling pathway.